Camarhynchus parvulus is the source of this 5093-nucleotide messenger RNA. RefSeq names its product ankyrin repeat domain 31 (gene ANKRD31). NCBI's taxonomy places the organism in Eukaryota, Metazoa, Chordata, Aves, Passeriformes, Thraupidae. Gene Ontology annotation, molecular function: protein binding. The record is from RefSeq and is a predicted model, not a curated record.
GGCUACGGCUACGGCUACGGCUACGGCUACGGCUACGGCUACGGCUACGGCUACGGCUGCACCUACGGCUGCACCCGGGGCUCGGGCUAGACCCGGGGCCAGGGCGAGCUCCCCUGUGCGCGUCCGAUACCGCCCGGUGAUACUGCCCUUUGCCGAGGCAUUAAAAGCGUGGACGUUCCCAGCUCCUGCUUGUGGGAAGCAGCGGUGCCCCUGACACCCUGGGGAAGCGGUGGGGGGACGGCAAAGGCAAAGCAAUAUAUUUACAUGUAUGGCUUUCGGCAGGAGAAGUGCAGGUUUUGAUUCACGAAGCAUAGGAAGCUCUGAGAGACCCGCCAGGACGCUUUCGUGUGUAAUCUGUACUAGGUGAUCUUCAGAUGGUCUCCCGAGGUCUCUUCCAUCUUUAGCAAAUGUGUGGCUGGGCACGCGUCACGAGGCUGUAAAACAGCACUGCAGGGUGGCAGGGGCCGUUCCGUGUUCCUGGGGCCGAGCAUGUUCAACUGCAAUACUAAUACCUGCAGCGGUUUUGUGGUGCAUGAUCCGCGCCCCGGCUUUUCCCAGACUGCGUCUUACAUGUGCCACCUCACUUGGAAAUAUUUCUAGUUGCUUCACAUGGCACUGUGCCGUGAAACAUGAAUGUGAACCUCAAAACAGGAAGUGCUGAUGAAAAGUUUUCCGAAGAACUCCACCCAAAGUAGUUGUUGUUGGCUUUUCUUAACAAGGAUAUUGCUUUAACAACUGACAUGAGUAUCAAUAAAGGAACUUUUUCUCCAGAAAUCUGUUUUAUACAGAAAUUUGGUGACCACACAUAUUAUCAUAAGGCAGAACAGACAAACCCAGUACUACAAGGGGCAUACACAUCUGACCAGUCUCAAUCCCUACUGAAGGAUUGGAUAAACCAUUCAUCACCUACACCUCAUUUUUCAUUAAAUUCUGCAGCAGAGGAACAGCAAAAUGAUUCUGUAGAUAUCAAAUUGAAUGGAUUUCAAAAGGAUUCAGAAGAAGAGAUAUCACGAAAAUUAAGUAAUGAAGAUUGCUGUCCAGAAAUAAGCCUCUGUCUGCAUGAUCCUGUGGAAGACAUAAUAACAGUUCAAGAGGAACAGACACCAGAAGAUACAAUUCGACAUGUUUUAGAUAAUUGCCACAGCACCUGCAUGACCAUUAUUGACACAGAUAACACAGUAAAAGAGCAUUCCUUUAAUAGUGAUACAGAUCUUUCACUGUCAUCCCUAGGGAAGAUUUUCAUGGAUGUAUUCACUGAACUGAAUAUAGAGACUAGUGAAGUUGACAUCAGUGAUUUGUUGAGAUACCCUAGUGAUUCUGAGAGUCUUAAAGUUAAAAGCCCAUUGCCUGACAAGUUAGAGUGUCAGGGUCAUGCCUGUUCCGUCGAUCCAUCAGCAGCUGAGAGCAAUGAUGCCCUGCCAGUAGAGCUUGUGGUGCCUCUGAAUGCCUUGUCAGGAUCAGUGGUACAACCUGCCAUUCCUCUGGUGCCAAAUGAGAGACAGCUCAAUGCCAAGGAAGAGCAGCUAAAUUCAGAAACCAGUGUUCUGCAGGUAGAUGAUGACUGUACUCAAAUAACAAAUGUGAUGGAGCCUCGACUUGCAGCAAUUCAGGUGGAAGAAAUAAAUGCCUUCACAGGAUCUAACUUGCAGAGCACAACAAAUGAGCAACCUGUGGGUGGUCAGCAGAGAGAGGAAGAAGUAAUGUCAGAUUGCUUGGGUGCCGCCUUUACUGAAAAGCAAACUGGUGAGGGACAUUCAUAUUCAGUGGAGCCUGCAGCAUGUGCAGAAACAGCCCAAACAAUUGUUUCCUCUCAUCACCAAAUUCUAGAAGAAACAGCAAGAAUGGCUCACAGUGGCAGUAUAAAAAGAAAUGAAGCUAAGCCUGUUAGUAAAAUUCAGAAAUCUGCUUCUGAAGACAAGCAGGAUCUAGAAGCCAUCAUAUGGCAAGAAAUCAUUCUGAACGAGUAUGCAGAAGCUAAUCAGAGAAGGAGCAAGAGAAUUGACAACAAACGGAAACGAGAAGCCUUUGUUAGGAAUUCCGUAAAUCCGGCUCGGCCGCUUUCACUUUCCACGAUCCACAGGAGGAAUGCGUAUGGUGAGAACUUACUACAUAGAGCUGUUAUUCACCAAGACAUAAACCUCGUACGUAGGAUAAUAAAAGCCGGUGGAAAUGUAAAUGCUCAGGAUUAUGCUGGCUUGACUGCGCUACAUAUAGCAAGUGUGGAAGGCUUUUAUGGGAUAGCAAAUCUGCUUUUGAAAGCAGGAGCUGAUGUUAAUGCUACACAAAAGGACCAAAUAACACCCUUGCAAGAUGCAGUUAAGGAAGGCCAUUAUGAGGUGGCAAACUUACUACUUUGGUAUGGAGCUGAUCCCUUAUUAAAAAAUCAGAUGGGAAAGUGUGCAUUAGAAGAAGCUUCUGACCCAUCUAUGAUGAAACUUCUUGAAAGUUAUGUGGCAAAAUCCAGAAGAUACUCAGUAGCAGGUGGAGAUGAUUCAAAGAACAUGUUAAAUACUCAGUGUGUAGAAGAUACAAACCAGCACCAGAUUUCCUUACAGACAAAGGAGUCAGAACCAGCAUGUGCAAAUCCUCAGGAGACAAGCCAAAAAGCAAAGGCAGCCUCAUAUUCCAGUAGCACCAAUAAGAAGCUUUCAUCUAAUCAAUCACAAUUGAGUCAAGCAUCAAAACAGAAAGCAUCUAAGAAGUCAGAAUCAGAAAAAUCUACCAGAGAAGCAGCUAUAAUUGUACCUGGUACCUGUAAGACAGGAGCUGGGAGAAAGAUGAAAAUUAGGAGAAAUGGAAAAGGGGAAACUCAGCUGCAUAUUGCUGCUAAGAGAGGAGAUGUGUCUUUGGUGAAGACUCUAAUAUCAUCUGGAAUUUCUGUCAAUGAACAGGACUAUGCAGGUUGGACAGCAAUUCAUGAAGCCUCUAAUGGAGGAUUUACUGAUGUGAUCUUAGAAUUACUGAAAGCAGGUGCUGAUGUUAACAGCAGAAGUCUCUGUGGUGUUUUACCAAUACACGAUGCUGUUUUGGGCAAUUAUUUGGAGGCAGCCAGGAUUCUGCUGCAGCAUGGAGCAAAUCCCAAUGAGAGGGAUGGUUCAGGAGAAAGUGCUUUGAAUCAAGCUUGUGAUGAAGAAAUGAAAGAACUGUUGAAGUCGUAUGGUGCUACAGACUCUGUACUUCCUGUUCAAACUGUUGAAGUUGCUGAGGAAAAAUCAAAACAUCAUUGUAAUGACUGCUAUAAAAAUGAUGAUGCAGCUUUGGAGACACAAUAUGAGAAAUACAGUGUGUCUGUUGCUGCCAUAAAGGAUACAGAAAAGAAGCAGGAAGAACUGUUGCUGUUUGAGUUGAGAACUUCAAAAGAUGCAGAUGUGUAUAUCCAAAGGCUGUCUCAGAUACAAGACACUUUGAAUGAAGUACUUGCAAACCAGAAAACAGAGAGGGAUACCCUUGCUAAAAAAUACAGGGCUUCAGUGGAAUCAUUUAAAAAAGGUGCACUAAGGAAACAAUUAGUUAACCUUGCUUCUAGUCAAAAGAGCCUGUUGACUGUUGUCCAAAACCAGGAAAAAUUAGUACAGAAAUUAAAAAAUUACAGAAAAACAAAGAAAGUGUUCAAUUCAUCAUCAGAGAAGCAAAUCUCAAACUUAGUUACUUUUCAUGGAAGUGAUACAAGCCAAAGUUUAACUGCUAAUGAAAUAAUGUGUCCUAAUACAGUAACAUUUAGUAUGGGGCUUGGUGCCAGCAAGCCUAAUGGAAACAGAGUAGAAGCACAUGUCUCUUUAGGAAAUAGAUUUCCAGCUCAGGAAUGCAUUCAGCAUCCACACAUCUGCUUGGAUGAAACAGGAGCAAAUAAAGAAGCAAUUACAAGCAAGGAGGCUUCUGAUCAUGCUUUGGCAUCUGGAAACGGAGUAAGAGAAUAUGCCUUUGACAACAUGUCAAAGCUGACAAAUGCUGCAGAAGUGAUGACAUUGCCUUCAGAACCUACUAUUUCCACUGCUAAAACAAAGUGUUCCCAGCCAAAAGACAUUGAUUGUGUAGCAAUUGUAGGACAAAGAAACAGGUCUUUAAAUUGCACUUCAAUGACCAACACAUUAAAUACUGUAGAAUCCCAAAGCACUGUUGUCAGUAAGAAUGUCUAUCAGACAACCAGUCACUGCGAGCAGAUUCUUUCACAUGAGGAUCUGCACAGAUAUGUGAAUAAGAAAGAAGCUUUCCAGCAGCAACGGCAGCCGCAGCAAGAAAUUUUAGUAGCAUCUACAAAGAGCUUCUGUAAUACUUUGCAGCAAAUGGUCUUUCAGAGUAGUGAGAAUUCAUUUAAUGCCAACCUGAUACUUACUAAUAUUUCCUCAAAUACAGACCCUCCAGCAAAUAUCAGUGAGAAAUCUUCACAGAGUUAUGGUAAUCAGGAAUGGGAAGAAAACCAAGUGAGAUAUGGAUUGAGGAGUAAGAAAAAGAAUCAGUUAAUAGAUCUACUUGAAUUGGGAAGAAUAAAGCCCGGAGAAAAUGUUUUAGAAUUCAAACUGCAGGAAUUUAGUCAUAAAGCUACACUCUUGAAGAAUGGCAAGAUCAGAACCAAUAAAGGACAAAUACUACAGAAUCCAGUUCAGUGGGUUAAAGAUAUACUAGGAAGUGAUAUUUCUGUGACAUGGAAGUAUGCGUGGAAUAAGGUUACAUAUCUCGGGACAGAAUUGUCAAAAUUUAGUGUUGGUGAAACGUCAGUUUCCAGCGACCUGGAGUUACCAACACAGAAAGGAAAUCCUUUGGGAAAGAAUCUUAUCACAAGGAACCACCAGCACUAUCAGAAUCCUGGUAGUGGCUCCAUUGCUCAGCCUCUUGGAAGCUUUGACCUGAGUAAUAUGGAGCCAAACACCACAUCCCUGCCACAAACAUAAGUUGUGAGGCUGUGUGCUGAAGUAGAAGCAGCUGUUGCCAGGGAAUUUAUGAGCUCUUCUGUCCAGUUCAACUCAGUGGAAAGCCUGACACAUUUUCUUCAAUUCCAUGAGAUAGUAAUGGCACAUAAAGAGGAGUUUCUACCAUGCUCUGCAAUGGAAAAGCACUGGAAUUUCUACAAAGAAUGCAAAGAUUUUGGAUUCUAA